UCGCCUCGAUGCGCACAGAGGAUGGACUUUACUUCACGGACACUCUAAUGGACUCAUCGCUCGACCUAACAGCGGAUUUUAGUUGUUAACUUCGGCUCAUUUAUCGACAGGUUUUUCCAGAAGACUUUCAGCUGAGACCGGAGCUUUUGCGCGCCGCAGCUCGUGGAUGAUCCAAAAUGACUUUUACUAAAUGGCCACAGGUCGGAGCUUAGCGCUGAUCCAUCGAAGAGCACCACGAGUGGAUGAAAACAAGCAGCCUUUAAUCUGGAAAGGAUUCCUCUUCUCUGUGCUAAGAGUCUGCUAACCGUGUGUAAGGACCACUGGGAGUACAAGAAUCAAGUCAAGGACACGUUCACCCCCCUCAGCCUGCAGGAAGAUGGGAGUGAGAAAAUAAAGCUCUGUGGAGUCAAGAGGAGCUUAAUGAAUUCCGAGGAAUCUUAAAAUAAACAGCUUGCAUUUGUGUCAGUCUGUGGUAGAGAAUCAGGCAACCAUGUGGACACUAGCUGCGACUGUCCACUGUCUCCUGGCCGCUGCGCUGCUAUUGGCUAGCUGCCUCCAAUCAGCGAUGGCCACAGAGGAUGACGUCACGCCGCGCAUCAGCUUCUCCUACAAUGCAAAGGAGAGAUCGGCCAAGAGAUUCUCAGCGGACGGCGUCUUCAAUUACACCUCUCUGCUGCUCAGCCAGGAGGACGACAUGCUGUACGUUGGAGCCAGAGAGGCACUGUUUGCCCUCAGCCUCUCCGACAUCAGCAAGAGCAAACUGCAGAAGAACCUGACGUGGGGCACUCCUGCUGGAAAAAGAGAGGAGUGCAGUUUCAAAGGGAAGAACCUGGAGACUGAUUGCUUCAAUUACAUCAAAAUUCUUCUGCGACUGAACAGCACUCAUCUCUAUGUGUGUGGCACCUAUGCCUUCAGUCCUGUCUGCGCCUACAUAAACACGUCAACAUUCACACUGGAGAGAGAUGACGUGGGCGAGGUCAUGAUGGAAGAUGGGCGCAGUCGCUGCCCUUUUAAUCCAGAGUACAAAUCCACCGCCAUCAUCGUUGAUGGAGAAUUGUACACUGGCACUGUCAGCAAUUUCCAGGGGAAUGAACCAGUCAUUUACAAGAGUCUGGGUCAGGGAACUGCUCUGAAGACAGAAAACUCCUUAAAAUGGCUGCAAGAUCCCGUCUUUGUCGGGUCGGCUUACAUAGAGGAGAGUCAGCCAAUAGGCAACCCUGUGGGUGACGAUGACAAGAUUUACUUCUUCUUCAGCGAGGCGGGAAAAGAGUUCGACUUCUUUGACAACACCAUCGUGUCGAGGAUCGCUCGCGUGUGUAAGGGUGAUAAGGGAGGGGAGCGAGUGCUGCAGAAGAAAUGGACCACCUUCCUGAAGGCUCAGCUCCUGUGUUCGCUCCCUGAUGACGGCUUCCCAUUCAACAUCAUCCAGGACAUGUUUGUCCUGAAGCCCAUGGGAGACAGCUGGGAGAGCACCGUGUUCUACGGCGUCUUCACUUCGCAGUGGUAUAAAGGUGCAUCAGGCAGCUCGGCGGUCUGCGCCUUCACCAUGGCCCAGGUGGAAAGAGCCUUCAGCGGGCGCUACCGAGAGGUAAACAGGGAGACCCAGCAGUGGUACACCUACAACCACCCUGUACCAGAACCACGGCCCGGGGCGUGCGUGACCAACCACGCCAGGCAAAUGGGUAUCCAGUCGUCCUUGCACAUGCCUGAUAAAGUGCUCAACUUUGUCAAGGACCAUUUCCUGAUGGACAGCGUGAUCCGCAGCGCUCCCCUGCUGCUCAAACGCAGCGUGCGCUACACACAGAUCGCUGUGCACAAGAUCCAGGGCAUGGAGAGGGCUUAUGAUGUGCUCUUCAUUGGAACAGAUGAUGGAAAGCUCCAUAAGGCCAUCAACGCUAAUGAUAAGAUGCACAUCAUAGAGGAGAUGGUUCUGUUUCCGGAGCCUCAGCCUGUGCAGCACAUCGAACUCGAUCCUCAAAGGGGUCUGUUGUUUGUGUCUUCGUACUCGGGCCUGGUGGAGGUUCCUGUGGCCAACUGCUCUAACUACCUGAGCUGUGGUGAGUGUGUGCUGUCCAGAGACCCCUACUGCGCCUGGACCGGGCGGCUUUGUCGGGACGUCAGGAUGGCUCCACCUGACAGCCACUGGCAGCAGGACGUGGAGGAGGCUGACACAUCAGCGAUUUGUAACAGGACCUUUCCCAGUUCCAGAUCUGCAAGACCAGCAGCUUCUCGUGGUUCCCAUUGUCAGCUCAUCACCAUCCCAGCCAACACGUUUCGAGUCCUGCCCUGUAAGCUGCGGUCCAACCUGGCGCAGAGGAGGUGGCGUUACAGUGACAGCGCCAGCCAGUUCCUCUACGCUACACCGGAGGGAAACCUGGUGGUGGUGGCUCAGUCCGACAAGAUAGAGACCUACGAGUGCUGGUCAGAAGAGGAGGGUUUCCGCCAGCUGUUGGCCAACUACUGCGUGAGGGCGGAGCCCCGCCAUGAAAGCACCACUCUGAUUGGUCACUCGCGCACACCCCACAUUGCUCGAGAGGAGACCAUCAUCCUGCCCGGCGAGUCUCGCUCUGAGCAGGUCCACACGAAGACGUACUGGAACGAGCUGAUUGUGGUGUGCGCUCUGCUGGCUUUCUCCCUCGUGGUGUUCUCCUUGUUUGUCAUCUACAGGAACCGCGAUCACAUGAAGUCCAUGCUGAAGCAGGGCGAGUGCCCGAACAUGCAGCAGAAGAAGCCGAGGAUAGUGGGAAAGCCCACCGAGAGCUUACCCCUCAACGGCAACACCAUCCCCGUCUCUACUUCGGAUCACAAGGGCUACCAGACGUUAAAUGACAACUACAUCUGCAGCACGCCCACACACGAGUCCUCACCAGACAACAGCAAGAGCUUCUCCGAAGCCUCGGACAGGCGGCCGCUCAACCUGAAGGAGAGCCACGUGGAAUACUCCCCGACCUGCCCUCGGCCCAGAGUGCGGCUAGGCUCGGAGAUCAAAGACUCUAUCGUAUGAGAGCACAGCAUUCGCUAAACAAUGACACCCUGCAUCUCCAUGAGGGAUACAGGCCACCGAGCAGAGGAGAGGAGACCCUGACAUCCUCCUACAUCACAGCACAUCUUUUAUUUUGGUCAUCUUAGUUCUGUGAUCAGUGCGGAGGUCAUUACGUUUAACCAUUUCCACUCCGAAGCCAGAGGUUGGUCCGGUUUGCUGCAGAAGGCAGGAAGAAGGAAGCAGCGCCAACACUCCGCCGGUUUCAACCAGGAUCACGGACCAUGGCAGCUGCUAGGAAUAAUUUUAACACAGUCUUUUUUUUUUUGAGUCGUUCUCGUGGCCACUAACACCAUAUGUGUGUAAGCAUAAGGCUGGGUAACAUGGAAGAAGGAAAAAAAUAAAACAAUAAACAAAAGACCUUCUUCCAGUAUCAAUGUUUAGCACAGUAUCUCUUUAGGUAUGCAACAAUAAAUUGUCUCGUCUAGAUAUCCAUCACAUGAUACGAUUACAACAACAGACAAUUCUAAAUAUUGAUAUUUUACCCAGCCCAGUCUGAGUAAUCUUGCACAUUCUCUGCAGAAGGUGGCUGCCACACUUCUGUUAUUAUGCACACUAGAACCAAGCUACAGCUUCAUGGUGACCAAGAGUUCAGGUUUAGGAGAAUUUAAUACAUGUAAUGCACAUUCAUUAUGAUCCACACAUUAUGGAAGCGAGUCAGAUGCACAUUUUGUUCCCUUUUUCUGACUGUAUGAGGAUUACAAAAAAGGACCAGGAGAAUACGCCACACCAGAGCGCUCUUAACACUGUUGGAGCCACAAUGACAAGGACUGCAAAAGUCGAAAUGCGAUCACGAGUUCCGCUCCAAGGCAGAAAUACUGACGUUUACCUCCUGAAUGUAUGUUGUUCAAAGAAGGUCCGUUUCAGUCACACAACAUUGCACCAUGGAACGAUUUAGGGAGACAUUUCUGCUCAUCUGAGACCGCCCCGUUCUUCAGUAUUGAUCUGCAGAUACCAUGAUGGGUUAAUAAACGGACUCAAACACAGACGCCCAGUUUCUUGAGGCGAAGAUGGAGAACAGACCUGACAUUACAAACACAGAGAGGCAAAUAAAAAAAUAAAAAAUGGGGACAUUAACACCUCUAACCAUGUUCAGGGCAGCACCGAAAUCAUCAUGUGCACUGUGCCAAAAAAAACAAAACAAAACAAAUAUAACUUGAUUGUCUUAUCUAAAUGCAAUAGUGCCAUUCCUGUUCUGACCAUCUCAUGCUUUGUGUUAGCAUUGAUCACUGUCGAAGAGCACAUGGUGAUGGACCCAGAGUUGGGUUUCACUAAAAGUUUUGUGGCACUAAUAAUGAAUAAAUGUGAAGUGCAAGGUUGGGAGUUUCUUCUAAGACUGUUAGCUCAUAGCAGACUGUGUUGGGCAGAAUAAUUGACCUUCAUGUAACAUUUGAACUGGGGCCAAAGGACGUGGCAUGGAGAUCGCUUGCCAUGUGGGUGAGAAAAUAUUAUCCUUCUUGUCCUCUUACUGAGGUACAACCACUUGGAGAUAAUUGAGCUUGACUGGCGCUAACAAUAAAAACUUUUCGGUUAGUUUACGUGCUAAUAAACCCACUCAAGAUGUAAAAGUCACAGAAUAACUAAUGUCGCUGUAGAGGAGAGAUAAUAUUUAGCGGUUUUCUUGUCCAGACAUGCAGCUGCACGACGUAGUGAGGUAGAUGCACAGAGCUUUGUACUGGCUCAAUAUAACCACCCCCGCCAGCUCACACGUCUCGCGUACACGGCAUUCACCGUUCAGUCAGAGGUCAAGGUGACGUUAAUGUGAAAGCACAAGCAAUCAGGGUGUCGAACACUUACAGGUUUGCACAUUUCAGUAAAAUUGGAGCAUGUUCUAAGAAAAGCAACUACUGAGACAGAAAGCGUGGCUGCUAAGGAAAGCGACUCUUAGAAAUCCGUUCUUACAGGGACCAGUGCACCCGUUGCGAACACUCUUGCACCCACAUUGCUUAGACUUUUGAGACUUAACGAGCAGAAUUUUCCAAAGAUGCAGGACGCUGAUAAGUGUUGUGUAAAUCGGAACAAGAAACAUUUACGCGGCCAUAGGGACAACAUGGCACCACAUGUCUUAGAAUACGUCACCAGUUCACUGUAUUGAUCAAGUAAGCCUACAGUAUAUAUUCCAGUAUCAUACAGAUCAACAUUUUUGCUAUUUCGAACACUGAGCAUACGACGAAAUGCUAUGUAACUGCUACAAGUUGACAAAGUAACUGCACAGCAUACUGCGCAACAGUGGUCAGUGUUUUCUUUUUUUUUUUUUUCUUACGUUUUUGUUAUGUAUAUACAGUACCUGUGCUUAAUAUUGUGUGUUUUUAAGGGACCUUGUGCAAGAUGUGUUGUAGAGGUAGUCUUGAAACUAGAGAGUGAACACUGCUGAUAUAUUUUUUUCUUUCAUACUGCUUUACUGCCUACUUCAGCAUACAUUUCACCGCGCUGUUAGUUCAGCACCUGGGCUGGGUUGUUUUUUUUAUCAAGCAUGUCAAAGCAGGAGAGGUAUCUGUUUUUAUUCUCAUGUCUAAAUUGUAGGUUUGAUAUUAUGAGAAAUAAGGUAAUUUCUCUUAUUGCAAAGAGUUUGGUACCAUUUCCAUUCCUGAUUGAAAUGUGAUGCUACAGCUUACAGCUGAAGGGUGUAUUACGAAUAAGAUCAUUGGGUUAGCGAGGCGUGUUGAGCUUAAAGUCAAGAGUUUUCAGUGCAAAGGUGGAUCUCUUCUAGCCUCACCAAAAACUAAAGCGAUUUCUGCAUUAUGGGACAGUGUGAGCACUUGUAAAGUUUAAAGUGUAAGAGCUCCGAUGUGCAGUUGUCAUGGUAGAAAUAAAGGAAUGCAUUGGGAGUGGUCAAAUCAAUAUAUUAACUUCACAUGGUAACAGUGCAUUUUACUGUAGUAACUGUUUAUAUGCUUCAUAGUUCUUCAGUAUAACAACUUGUUCCUCUUGACUGAUGCCGUUGGUCCAUUUUGUUUGGAAGAAAAAUCAAAUGAGGCGACUUCUCAGAGCCUGGUGAUGAAAACAUGGUUAACAAAGAACAAACAAAGCUUGUUGCCACCAUUGUGACAGUCAUUGUCUCUGGUUGGGUUUUGUUGAUCCUGCUUUCACAAAGAAAGUAAGGAAGUCUGACUAUGUCAAAUGUGCUUCAUAAUACACCCCUCUGCUUAGCUUAUCUUAGCAUCAAGAGUGGAAACUGGGAAUACAGCCAGUCUGGUUUUGUCCAAAGGUAACCUGCAUCUGUUGGCUCAUUGGGAUUGUUAGUCAACCAGUAAACUCCAGAAAGUCAGUGCUCUCAGCCAAGAAAUAGUCCAGCACAUAACUCCUCUGAAUCUUUGUUUUUUGUACAUGGAAAUGUUGUUGAGCUUCACAGGUGCUGCUAUAAAGAUUUUGUCACCUUUGGACAGGAGCAGAUUCGCUGCCUCCUCCUGUUUUCUGUGUUGGUGUGAAGCGAGGCUGACAGACUUCUAGCCGUCGUGCACACAAACGAGAGUGAUAUCGAUCUUCUCAUCUAACUCUCGGCAAGAAAGCAAACAAUAUUUGCCAAAUUGUUCAACUAUUGCAAGCUGAGACCGAACAAAUAAACCGAGAGUAUUAGAUUUGCCAACAAAUGGAUAACCAAAAUAAAUCAGAUUCUUAAAUGCUUAGUGCAGAGUGUUGCUUUUCACCUCUGCUGAGUCAGAUUCUCUAAACCAUAUAAUGUCUCAGUAACCUGCUUUGAGUUGCUUGGUAGAUAACCUUGUGACAUAAAAAAAAAAAAAUGCCUUUUUAGAUAUCAAGUUGUUCUGCCUUUAGCCAUGUGCCACAUACUACACUACCCAGCAGUGACCUCGCCAACGGAAACGUGGUGAAAGGCGUGAUUGUAGCCCUCAGUGGGCACACUUAACUCCACAACACAACACGGGUCAAUAGUAGAUUUACAGCUUCAACCAAGCCACCAUUAACUUUACCUGCAAACUGAACUGGGAGCUACUCAAAAUCUUGUACCAUUCUGCAGCUUUUGCUUCUAUUAAGAGAUACUGUGCAGCCUUCCUAAGAGGUCAGUAUUUAGUAAUGCUGUUAUUAAGCUCAUAUAGAAAGCUAAAAUACAAUUUGACAAGUACAGAUAA
Molecule: messenger RNA, 7128 nt
Organism: Stegastes partitus (bicolor damselfish)
Lineage: Eukaryota; Metazoa; Chordata; Actinopteri; Pomacentridae
Product: semaphorin-4B
Exons: 15
Coding region: 491-3004 (837 amino acids)
Biological process (GO): axon guidance; neural crest cell migration; negative chemotaxis
Cellular component (GO): plasma membrane
Molecular function (GO): chemorepellent activity; semaphorin receptor binding
Source: RefSeq, a predicted model, not a curated record